This is a messenger RNA of Onychomys torridus (southern grasshopper mouse), 645 nucleotides long. It is a transcript of the gene Npm2, whose product is annotated as nucleophosmin/nucleoplasmin 2. Gene Ontology annotation, biological process: positive regulation of DNA replication; chromatin remodeling. Lineage: Eukaryota; Metazoa; Chordata; Mammalia; Rodentia; Cricetidae. Gene Ontology annotation, molecular function: histone binding; chromatin binding; RNA binding. The transcript has 8 exons. Gene Ontology annotation, cellular component: nucleoplasm; nucleolus; cytoplasm. The coding region runs from base 1 to 645 and encodes 214 amino acids. The record is from RefSeq and is a predicted model, not a curated record.
AUGAGUCUCCAGAGCAUCAGCAGUGGGACAGAAAACACAGCCAAGCUCAUACUCUGGGGCGGUGAGCUCAAUCACGAAAGACUGACUUGCACCUUCAGACCCCAAGGGGAAAAGAAGGACAGCUGUAGACUGUUGCUCAGCACGAUCUGCUUAGGGGAGAAAGCCAAAGAGGAGGUAAAUCGUGUGGAGGUCCUGCCCUCAGCCAACCUGGAAGACAAAAAAUUACCAGUCACCAUUGCCUCACUGAGGGCCUCCGUCCUACCUAUGACCACAAUGACAGGUAUGGAGCUUUGUCCUCCAGUGACUUUCCGGCUCCGGGCUGGCUCAGGACCUGUGUUCCUCAGUGGCCACGAAUGUUAUGAGACUUCAGACAUACCCUGGGAAGAUGAUGAGGAAGAGGAGGAAGAUGGCGAGGAGGAAGAGGAGGAGGAGGAAGAUGAAGAUGAAGAUGUGGAUAUAUCACUAGAAGAGACGCCUAUCAAACAAGUCAAAAGGGUGGCCCCCCAGAAGCAGAUGAGCUUGGCUAAGAAAAAAAAGAUAGAAAAAGAAGAGGAGGAGGCAGUCAGGCCCAGCCCUCAGGACAAGAGUCCCAGGAAGAGGGGGAAAGCGACGCCCAGACCUAGGAAGUCUGCACUCAAGAAAUGA